UGGACCAAGGUCCUUGCUUGAUAUCUGUGCGAUUAAAAAUUACCAACAAAGUUUUGUUGACGUCAACAAGUUAUCAUUAGGACUCUUCAAUAAAAACAGCAUGAAUUUAACUCCGAUUAUUACGUAUAAUUUCCAAGGGCUUCAAAAUGCUCUAUCAAAGAAUAAUAUUCAACAUUUACAAAUCUUAAUCAAUACACAAAAAGAUCAUUCCGCCGAUGCAACAAAAUCAUUUCUCGACGCCCUAAAAAUGCAUUCAACAUCUUUAACUUUUCUCAGGAUAGAAGAUGAAGAUAUUUCAACUUCGUCCAAUCAACUAUUCUUAUCC
Messenger RNA from Funneliformis mosseae, 325 nucleotides. Lineage: Eukaryota; Fungi; Glomeromycota; Glomeromycetes; Glomerales; Glomeraceae. The record is from the annotation of a GenBank genome assembly.